AUGUUAUACUUUAUAUUAAUAGCAAUAGCAGUGUCAAAAGAUGCCAAUCUAACAAUAGGCUUAGAUUUCUCAGACAACUCCUACCUGGACUUCUUUAGCAGUUUUUCAAAACAUUACGAUGAGUUUCAUCAGAAUGGAUUGAAAGUGAAUAUUGUCCAACAUCUCUUGCCUUGCUAUAGUUGUUACAAGCGUCAUCAAUUCAAACAGCCCGAAAAAAAUUGCUUGGGAGGAGGCAGAUAUUGCCAGUAUUCUGAUUAUGCAUCAGGUUAAGUCAUAUUAAAAGAGCUAUUGCGUCAAUAAUGUGUGUUGUAAGUACUACCUAAUCAUUAUUUCAAUUAUACAAUUUACUUUGGAUAAUAAUGUAAGAAAUCAACAAUGGUUAACUGCGCUUAGACCUAUUUUUCUAAUAACAAUAUAUCAACCGAAGGGAUAGACACCUGUGUUGAGAAUAGUUUUGAGGAAGGUGAGGAAGUGAAUUAAGAAAUUAGAACUAAUAAAAUAUUGAAUCAAUACAAAGAAUUGUAAUAUAAUCAAACUUCUUUUUCUGUACAUUUGGAUUCUUCUGAUAUAACUAAUACUCCAUAUGAUGAAUUCCUAUCAACGAUGUGCUCAAAAUAUAUCAAUAUUUCGAUAUCGUUUUGCAAGAAUAUCGAAAAACCUAAUAAGUAGACGGAUAACGGGAAUACUUUGGAGUAAGUGUUUUUAUUUUUUUUUGCUUUGAUUAUCUUGAUUCUAACAGCAUCGGGUGGUUGGACAUUGUUGAGCAAGAUUCAAUUCGGAUCGAGUUUAGUUCCAAAAAGUAGAAUAGCUAUUCCUAAAUUAGAGGGUGAUCACAUCAUCUAGGAGGAUGACAUUUGA
This is a messenger RNA of Paramecium tetraurelia, 858 nucleotides long. RefSeq lists its product as uncharacterized. Lineage: Eukaryota; Ciliophora; Oligohymenophorea; Peniculida; Parameciidae. The transcript has 3 exons. The record is from RefSeq and is a predicted model, not a curated record.